Molecule: messenger RNA, 2476 nt
Organism: Drosophila pseudoobscura
Lineage: Eukaryota; Metazoa; Arthropoda; Insecta; Diptera; Drosophilidae
Exons: 6
Coding region: 421-2352 (643 amino acids)
Biological process (GO): transmembrane transport
Cellular component (GO): membrane
Molecular function (GO): monocarboxylic acid transmembrane transporter activity
Source: RefSeq, a predicted model, not a curated record
CUGCCUGUGCCUGUGCUGGGUUCGGUUCAGUUGAGUUUAGUUCUCAGUUUUAGUUUAUUUCCUCAGCUGUCGACGACGAAGACGACGACGACGGCGUUUGGGGCGAGAGAACACGGGGCCGCGAUUAGAGGAAUAUUCCGCCAAAUGGCAAUUGGAUUCGGAUCGGGCAUUGCAUUCCCAUUACCCCCGUAGAGUGUGUCGCGAGUCGUGAGUCGCGAGUCGGGCCUACAUAUAUGUAUAUAUGUAGAUCUAUAGAUCUGUAGAUAUUUUAAAUUCGAGAAAUAGGUGAACCAAGGAGUGCCCAUACGACACCAUUCUGGGCAACCUUGAACUUGGACUGCAUUUCGUGUGUGUCUGUUUCAAUUAGAUGCAGGCAUUCAACCUGUCAUUCAUUCAGUACGCCAAUCAUUCAGUCAGUCAAUGCGCUGUAACGCGUGUGACAGAGAGUGUAAAAAUAAAAUAACACCCGAGGCGGAGGCGGAGGCUGACUCUGAGGCUGACGCUGAGGCAAAGCCAAGGAGAGGGCGAAAUACUAUAGAGGAUAUAGCAACAGCAAUGGAAUCCGCUGAGAAGAAGGUCUACCAGAACACCACGCGGCCCCUGGCCAAGGCCCCCUCGGCUCGGUACUACAACAGGAACGACAAGAGCGAUCUGGGCGAUGACUUUGUGGCCCCCGAUGGCGGCUGGGCGUGGCUGGUGUGCGUCGCCGCUGGCGUUUCCAAUCUGUCCAUCUAUCCGUGUCUGCAGCAGUUCGGCUUCCUGUUCAGAGAGCGCCUGGGGGACCUGGGCAUGUCCAGCUCUCAGAUCACGGCCAUCAUCAACACGAAUCCGGCGGUUUCCGCCUGCACGGGCCUACUGAAUGGGCCGAUGUUCCGGCGCUUCACCUUUCGCCAGGUGGCCAUGGCCGGCUCCCUGCUGAUCUCCAGUGGCAUAGUGCUCACAGCCUUCUGUGAGACAUUCGUCGGCUAUAUGGUGGCCUAUGCCCUGCUCUUCGGCUUUGGCAUGGGCAUCAGUGUUUCGGCUUCUUCGCUGGCCAUCAACACGUACUUCCAGAAGAAGCGACGCAAGGCCGCCGGCUUCUCGUGGACCAUCACGGGCCUGGGUCCCAUCUUCCUGCCGUAUCUGGUCACGUUCCUGCUGACCGUCUACGGCGUCCAGGGCACCGUGCUGCUCUUUGCAGCCAUUUCGCUGCACUCCUUUGUCAGUGCCAUGAUCUACCAGCCGGUGCGGUACCAUGUGAACGGCAGCAGCACGGAGCCGGAGCUGCUGGUGGAGCAGCAGCAGCAGGCGCCGGAGGCGUUGUGCGCCCACUGCGCCUGGCAGCAGAAGCGCGAGCCGGGGGGGAUCUUCUCCAGCCAGUACCUGUGCCAGGACGACGAUGCCCAGCGGCCGGGCUAUGAGAUCUGUGAGCCGGGCACCCCCAUGCUGUCGCGUGCGAACGACGGCUGGUUCGGGUCACGGCCCUCGCUGACCUCGGGACGCCUGCGCUUUCGCACUGUGUCGAGCUCCAAGGAUCUGGAGCAGACGCAGCGCCUGCACUGUCCCAUCAGCGAGGAGCACCAGGGCGACGACGAGUUCCUCAGGCCCAACAACUUUCGCCGAGAGCGCGUCGAGUCCAAUCUGGAGGCGAAGCUCUGCUGCAGGUGCUCCGAGCACCGGGCCAUUGCCAGGGAGGACAACAACAACAAGGAUCCGGAGGUGCAGACCAGUCCGGGGGAAAUAGGCUUCCUCCAGAAGGUGGUGACCUUCUUCGACCUGGACCUGCUGCGCGACUUCACCUUCGUGAAUCUCGUUGCGGGUCUGACGAUCAUCAACUUUGGGGAGCUCAACUUCUCCAUCCUGACGCCGUUCAUCCUGGUCGACUUCGGCUUCGAGACCUCCCAGAUCACGCUGGCCAUGUCCCUGCUGGCCGGCCUGGACAUCACCAUGCGCUUCCUGGUGCCCUUUCUGACCGAGAAGAUCCCCUGGGAUAACCGGGUCUUCUUCCUCAUUGGCGUCGUCGGGAUUGCACUGGGCCGCACGGUGGUGGCCUGCACUCGAUCCUACUCCAUGAUCCUGUGCAGCUUCGUGUGGAUUGGGCUGUGCAAGGGCGUGCGCACCAUAUUCUGGCCCCUGAUCAUACCCGGCUACGUGCCGCUGAAUCGACUGCCAGGCGCCUCGGGCCUCCAGCUGCUCAUCUCGGGGCUGUUUACACUCAUCUGCGGACCUUUUGUCGGUCUUGUGCGGGAUCGCUUUAACUAUUCGGUGACCUUGCAUUGUCUCAAUAUGAUGUCCUUUGUGGCCGCCGCCUCCUGGACCCUGGAGGCGCUUAUUCGACGCCAUCGGCGGAAGCAGCGCCUGGAGAAUAGCUGAUCAUCCGUCGGCAUCCCAUCCGGUCCUUCGGCGCUUAAGUUAGAAAAUACUUUCUUUUUUUUUGCUAUCUCUAAGAUAAUGUCUUGUAAUACAUUAAAAAAUACAAAGUACAACAUGGUCUAUA